ACCUUCGACUGGACGGGGAGUAUUAUUCUGCUGCGCAAUGGCCUUCUCAGCCUAGAUAUCUUCACUUCUGGCACCUCCUCAGCCAAGAAUCGCUGGAUGCUGAUUAUGCAUUGAAGAUCAACCUUGGACAGAAGUGGAUAGCUGAUUACACCUAUCGAUUCUUCCGGGAUACGCCAAAAAAAUGAUACUCGUGAAGGUGGACAAAAGUGCUGCUAUCGAUGUACUUGUCACUAAACUCCUCGCUUGUCUACAAGGUUGCGUUGAUGGAGCACAUCCGCAACAUUACGCUUCCAGAGCCAAGAAAUGUCUCCCACAUGCCCUUCGCAUCAUUGAGCUGACAGGGGCAGUUCCCCUUGACGGCUCGUUUUUCCGAGCGGGUCUUGCUUGCUGCAAAGAAAUUUUCCUCGGAUGCUCAGCGCUAUCUGACAACGAAACUGAGGACUCAGAAGAUAUGCAGAGACGCUUGUUCGAAGCAGGAGCUGCGCUGCACACAGCUAUCUGCAUCCCUCAAGGCCCUCUGGGAUACGUCUACCAGCCAGACGACUCAUUCCUGUAUUGGUAUGGGGAGUUUACCUGGGCGCACGAUGCCCGUUCUUCCCAUGAAUUUGAGUGGCUCAUUGAUUAUAUUUGCGAACUGCGCGAGCUCGAGGGUUAUGAAGUGGAGGAUACUCUUGCGGAUGCACUCCUGGCACUUAGUGCUAUGAAGAGUCUCGGAAGUCGAACAAGAGAGGCAGCUUAUUUGGAAGCCCUCUUGUGGUCUAUGGGGCCGGAACAGCCUGCCCGGUUGCGUUAUGCUGCCUUGCGUGCUACAUACGAAACGCGAAGAACACUACUAGCUGCCAUAGGAGAUACAGAUGGCUAUGCUAAUUUACGGGAGAAACUACUUGCGCUUUCCCCCGCCAUCCUCACCGCUAUCUCCCCUAGUGUGGAAGGUAGCCACGGUGUCUUGUUCGAUGAAGGACGUGAUGGAACUUACUUGAAACUCCUCUUUACCCUUGUAAAGAAUCCUGCGUGGUGCAGUCGCCUUUCCCUAGACGACCACAUCAACAGGUGCAUUAGUCUGAUGGCGGAAGCCGCGGACAGCAACCCUCACGCAUUCUACCUUGCCGGUAUUUUCCUGCGGAUCACGGCUGUCUCAAAGGUUUUGGAACUUCCACUCGAUGAUAUGUUCUCAAGGGCGAAAUUAUCGCCACUCGUCCCUGGCGCAUGGGAUGCAUUCCCUAGCGUGUAUCUCUCAGGCAACGAUGAUUGUGUGGAAAUCUUGCCAGACCUUACAGAGUUGACGCUUGAAUACAUUCCGUUGGACAGAUUUGCACUUGAAACGCUUCAUGAGCGAAUAGACUGGGUGCUAGAUGUCCUGAGAAAGUACUCAGAGCCUGAGAGUGUUAUUUCCGCGGUGGAAACAUUAUUAAAGGUGGUCAGAACCAGGUUAAACUCACCGCUUGUGAGUAUAUGAUUCAUGAUGGACAGUUUGAUUUACACGUACGUCUAAUCUAUGUAUAUAUGUGUGUAACUGAACUACUUGACAUUGCAACAUUUGCGAUGCUCGUGUUCGGGCCGUCCAAGCUUGCCUUAUGCGGCCCGCUACAGAUGUUUUUACUGGAUAUGCUCCCAACUGAGCUGGAAGUCCGAAGUCUAGGCUCUCAGUGAUGAAUCGUUC
Molecule: messenger RNA, 1660 nt
Organism: Suillus plorans
Lineage: Eukaryota; Fungi; Basidiomycota; Agaricomycetes; Boletales; Suillaceae
Exons: 3
Coding region: 182-1456 (424 amino acids)
Source: RefSeq, a predicted model, not a curated record